AUGUGGACCGACUGGCUCUACGGCUUUGGAGGCCUCAUACUCCUCAUCACUCUGAUUAGCUACAUCUUCAAGCGCGGAAAGUACCAAUCAGUGGAGGGUCUUCAUGUGUGCAUACCAGGAGGAAGCAGCGGAAUAGGCUUGGCAGUGGCGAAACGAUGUGCUGCUGACGGAGCGAAGCGAGUCACCAUUAUUGCUCGGCGGAUGGAGGUUCUGGAGAAGGCCGCGAAGGAGAUAAGGGAAGUAAACCCGGCAUGCGAUGUGGCUCUGGUGAGCUGUGACAUCACUGAUCCGAAAAAGGUGGAUCAAAUGUUUGUGAAGGACAUAGAUGCUGAUGAGAUAGAUUGGCUCAUCAACUGUGCUGGGAUGUCCCUUCCGGGUCUGGCGGAGGAGACCACAGUCAAAGACAUCAUGGCUGAGCUCAAUGUCAACUACCUUGGUUCCGUGUUCAUGGCACGCAAAGUGCUGCCGUCCAUGAAAGAAAAGGGUCGGGGUCGCAUCGCGUUUGUGAGCAGUCAGGCUGCCCAAAUAGGAGUAUAUGGCCUUGCGAGCUACUCUGGAUCUAAAUUCGCCAUCCGAGGGUAUGCCGAGACCCUCAGGCAGGAGACUGAGGUCCACAAUGUGCAGGUAUCUAUAGUAUACCCACCAGACACGAGAACGCCAGGCUUCGAACAUGAGAAUACUCGGAAGCCUGAGAUCACCAAGCUCAUCUCGUCGACGAGCGGCUUAGUAGAGCCAGACACCGUAGCAGAGGCGCUUGUACACGGAGUGUCUAGAGGGGACUUCAAUAUUUGGUGCGGCUUUGAAGGUUUAGGCUUGUCGCAGAUCUCGGCAGGUAUGACCCCACCGAACUCCCUCCUGCAUGGGGUCUUCCAAGCGCUCGGUGCGAGCCUGCUAAAGCUAGUAUCGUUCCUCGUCGUGAUGCAAUUAGACUGGGUUGUUGGUGCCAAUGAGAAGAAGCCUUACAAGAGGCCUGUCACUAAGUUGGAUUAA
Perkinsus marinus ATCC 50983 is the source of this 990-nucleotide messenger RNA. Its product is annotated as short chain dehydrogenase, putative. Gene Ontology annotation, molecular function: 3-dehydrosphinganine reductase activity. The record is from RefSeq and is a predicted model, not a curated record. Bases 1 to 990 code for a protein of 329 amino acids. The transcript has 9 exons. Gene Ontology annotation, biological process: sphingolipid biosynthetic process. Gene Ontology annotation, cellular component: endoplasmic reticulum membrane. NCBI's taxonomy places the organism in Eukaryota, Perkinsozoa, Perkinsida, Perkinsidae.